UUUUAAAAAGAUUGAAAAAUACCAUCUUGAUGUAUCAUCAGUGCUCAGUGAUUUAUUUAAUGAAUAAUACAGUGUAAAAAAUGUUAAAGAAAUGUUUCCAAGACUAAAUAAUUUUAUAGUAUUUGCAAUCGGUGUAAUAUUAGGCUCAAUUUUAGCAUUAAUAUUAUUUCACUUUCAUUUAAAAAUACCUGAUAAAUUAAAUACUAAAAGUGUCACAACUAUAUACAAUAAUGAUGAGCAUUUACUUCAAGAAGACAAUCUACAUCGGACAUUACUCCUUAUGGAUGAUAUACGUUAUGGAAGUACACAAAAUAUUACAAUAGAAUCCGAAUAUUUAUAUAAUAAAAUUAAUGUGUUAUGUGUGGUAUUAGUGCAUAAAUUACGUAAUGUGGAAGCAAUAAACAAUACAUGGGGACAAAAAUGUAAUAAAAUUCUUUUUUAUAGUUUAAAAAAAUUAAAAAUUUCAACGAGUGAUAAAAUUCAAGUAAUACAGUAUAGUGUAUCAUCAUCGUGGGAAUUAUUAUGCAGUAUUUUACAACAUAUUCAAAGAAGCUAUGAAUAUUCUUGGGCAUUUUUUAUUAAUGAUGAUUUAUUUGCAAUUGUUGAAAAUUUACGAUUAUUUUUAGCAAAAUUAGAUCAUAAUAAGAUGUAUUAUAUUGGUCAUAGUAUUAAAUUUUGGGGUGUUACACAUAAUGUUGCUGAGGCUGGAUAUGUAUUGAGUCGCAAAAGUAUAGAAUAUUUAACAAAUAAAUUUUCGAAUGAAACUGAAUGUAAGAAUGGUGGAAGAUAUUGGAAACAAGAAGCAUAUUAUUUAGGUAAACAUUUAAAUACUGUAAAUAUUACGCCAAUUGAUACAAGAGAUCGAGAAAAUUGCAGUGUAUUUUAUGGCUAUAAUUUAUAUCAAUUUCUAUUUCCAACUUCUGUUACAUUAACUAACUAUUAUAAGUACAGCGUGUACCCUAUAAAAUGUAGCAGCAGACAUACAAUUACAUUUCAGGCAAUUGAGGCAGAUAAAAUGUAUUUUUACUACUAUUUUUUGUAUCAUGUGCAAUUGUUUUAUCAAGGAAACAAAGGGAAUGCAAGGUUAUCAUCUAAAAAUGAUGAUUUAGUGUGGAAAAAUUUCUUAAAGGAGAAGGGUAUUACAAAUUACAAUAUAUCAGCUGAACGCUACUUCGAGAUAUGGAAAUCAGAAGUUUCUGAUCCUGAUGAAUUUAAUGAACGUAUAAGGAAAGAACAAACAAAACUUGAAACAGAACUAAAAUAGUGCGAUCUAUAUUGGAAUUCUAGUGAUACGGGUUAAACGGUCUAUAGUAAAUGUAUUUAUUUAAUGGUAUUUUUCUCCGAUUUUGUGCGAAAUCAAAAUAAAAAACUGUGAAUGUCGAUAUUGUAAUGUAAUGUUAAAAGGCUUAUUUAUUAGAUUUUUACCAUAUGAAUAUGACCUUUUAAAGCUCUCAAGACUACAAAAACUUUUUGUAUUGGAUGCGAGUAGACAAAAAAUUUAUCAAUUUCGUUCAUAUUAUUUUCAAUAAUAUGACUAUUAUGGAUUGGCAAGAAUCUUUUCGACACAAAUUGUAUUUCACCGAUACCAGCGCAUAUAAUUAACCGCAGCAGACUUAACGUUAAAAAAUUUAAUUGGAUAAGUUAAAUUGAUAACAAGAAUGUUGUUUGUAUUCUGUG
Molecule: messenger RNA, 1677 nt
Organism: Chrysoperla carnea
Lineage: Eukaryota; Metazoa; Arthropoda; Insecta; Neuroptera; Chrysopidae
Product: C1GALT1-specific chaperone 1-like
Exons: 4
Coding region: 92-1264 (390 amino acids)
Molecular function (GO): N-acetylgalactosaminide beta-1,3-galactosyltransferase activity
Source: RefSeq, a predicted model, not a curated record